Messenger RNA from Dromiciops gliroides (monito del monte), 1146 nucleotides. RefSeq names its product ladinin 1 (gene LAD1). Lineage: Eukaryota; Metazoa; Chordata; Mammalia; Microbiotheria; Microbiotheriidae. Gene Ontology annotation, molecular function: structural molecule activity. The record is from RefSeq and is a predicted model, not a curated record.
AUGCCAGGCCAGGACCAAACAACUCAGAGAGAAAAAGAGGUUCAGAAAAGACUCCAGACCAGGGGCCAGGUAGAUCUGGAGAAAAAAACAGCUUCAGAGAAGAUGCCUAGUCAAGACCAAAGAGCUCCAGAGAAAAAAAUAACUUCAGAGAAAACACCAGGCCAGGGCCAGAUGAUCCCAGAGAAAAAAAUAAUUUCAGAGAAAUCUGCUUCUGAGAAAGCAUCAUCCCCAGAAAAGAACAUGGUCCCUGAGGAAACGUUGGCCCCAAAGAAGAUAUUAGCUGGGAGAAGCAUUGAUUCAGGGAAGACAUUAGGACAGGAGAAGGGAUUAGUUUCAGAAAAAGGGUCAGUCUCUGAGGAAUACUUGACCCCCAAGAAGUUAUCAACUCGGGAGAGGGCAUUGGCUUUUGAGAGGACAGCGGCUCAGGAGAACAUUGACCCAGAGAAGGGGUCAGUUCGGGAAAAAGUAAUGGUCCUCAAGGAAGCCAGACCUGGCAACCCCCCAGUUCAGGCUCAAGAGCAGAAGGACUCUGAGAGGGAUGUGCUAGAAAAGAAAGAGCAAAAAAGAAGGGAGGCCUCAGAAAAGUCAACCUCUUCAGAGGGACCUGGACAGGAGAGGAAGUCAGAACCUCAGGCAGUGGCUUCUCGCUUCCAGCCCUUCACCCUCCAGGUGAAGAUCCCAAGCAAAGAGGAAGAAACAGAAUUGACCUCUCCAAGCCAGGUCACCUACAGCAGUUCCCUCAGACGCUCCAGUCCCGGACCACUCUCCUUCGAUGAACACCAGGAAAGAAAACCCAGAGACAACGUUUACCCUGCCAGCGUGAGGCUUCCAAGCAACACAGUCAAGUUAGGGGAGAAGUUGGAGAGAUACCAUACAGCUAUACAGAGAUCAGAAUCUGUCAAGUCUCCAGGCUCUUCCCGGGCUGAGUUUUUUGUGGCUCCUGUUGGGGUGGCCAGCAAGAGGAGCCUCUUUGAGAAGGAGCAGGUCAGGAACAGCAGGGCUGAGCCAGCUCUGAGCAGGAAGGAGGACCUGAGACUCUCAGGUGUGGUGACCUCCCGGCUCAACCUGUGGAUCAGCAGAACCCAGGAAGCUGGAGGAGACCAGGACUCCCAGGUAAUGGACUCCUCCCUGUUCACCCUGAGCUAA